AUGGAAAUCUGGCAGAUUUCAAUGGAUCACCGUAAGAUGCGAACAAAUGAACAAGACACCUUCAUAAUGGAUGUAUCAACAGUGAGUAGCAUGAAUAAACUAGAUGCAUCCCAUGCCCCUUCCUCAGACAUAUCUGCAAGACAAUCAAACAUAUCCACAAGUUCUGGAGGAUCAAUUGCAGAUGCUGGAAAGACUCAUGACAACAAGAAAGGAAUAACUCUGAGUAGAAGAGAAGUACCCUAUGUUUAG
Molecule: messenger RNA, 249 nt
Organism: Ilex paraguariensis (yerba mate)
Lineage: Eukaryota; Viridiplantae; Streptophyta; Magnoliopsida; Aquifoliales; Aquifoliaceae
Source: the annotation of a GenBank genome assembly